UUCUCUUAUUUCACUAAAAAAAAAAAAAAAAAAACCUCUCUCUCUCCUGCCCGAUUCCUUUUAGAACGAAUUUCCCCAGUCCCAUUCCACCUCCAAUAUUCUUCAACAGCUUCAACUGCUUCCGCUAUAAUUUCACUGCAACUUUUAUGUGUUUCAACUGGGAAGAACAAAGCCCAACUCAACUAGCAUUGGUUCGAAUUACACUGUCAAUUCCACGAGCUUUUGGAUCCUUUUUUACUUUUUUAAUAAAAAAAUUAUGUUUGGAAGAUUGGUUGGAGACUUGAAGUAGAGUACUGGAUUUGAGGCACUGCUGCAUUUGGUUUACUGAUAGUUAGAUUGGAUUUUGUUUCUGGUUUCUUGAUUUUUUUCCUAGAUCCAGUUUGAUGUGGAACCUUGCGAAGUUUACUGCGGCGAGUUUGAGCCGAUCUAGGCGGUUAUCGACUGCGAUUCCUGGUCCUUGUAUUGUCCAUAAGCGCGGUGCCGAUAUUCUUCAUGAUCCUUGGUUCAACAAGGAUACUGGAUUUCCUCUCACUGAAAGAGACCGUCUAGGAAUCCGUGGCCUCCUUCCUCCACGAGUGAUAUCAUUUGAACAGCAAUAUGCUCGUUUCAUGGAAUCAUAUCGGUCGCUGGAGAGGAAUACUCAUGGUCAACCAGAUGGUAUUGUUUCAUUGGCGAAAUGGAGGAUCUUAAACAGAUUGCAUGAUAGGAAUGAGACACUGUACUAUCGUGUCCUUAUUGAUAACAUCAAAGACUUUGCUCCAAUAAUAUACACACCUACAGUGGGAUUAGUUUGUCAAAACUAUUCUGGGUUAUUCAGACGUCCACGUGGAAUGUAUUUCAGUGCAAAAGACAAAGGAGAAAUGAUGUCCAUGAUUUAUAAUUGGCCAGGACAGCAGGUUGACAUGAUCGUCCUGACAGAUGGAAGUCGUAUUCUUGGCCUAGGUGACCUUGGAGUUCAGGGAAUAGGAAUACCUAUAGGAAAGCUGGAUAUGUAUGUUGCUGCUGCUGGCAUUAACCCUCAAAGAAUUCUUCCAGUAAUGCUAGAUGUUGGUACUAACAAUGAGAAGUUACUUAAUGAUCGUCUUUAUUUAGGACUUCGGCAACCUAGACUGGAGGGAGAAGAAUAUCUAUCAAUUGUUGAUGAAUUUAUGGAAGCCGUGCAUACACGUUGGCCCAAAGCUAUUGUUCAGUUUGAGGAUUUUCAAAUGAAAUGGGCUUUUGAAACAUUACAACGUUAUCGUAAGAGGUUCUGCAUGUUCAACGAUGACAUACAAGGAACUGCUGGUGUUGCUCUCGCCGGACUAUUGGGAACUGUGAGAGCUCAAGGGCGGCCAUUGAGGGAUUUUAUUAAUCAAAAGAUAGUUGUGGUAGGGGCUGGAAGUGCAGGGCUUGGCGUUCUUAACAUGGCUGUUCAGGCUGUUUCGAGAAUGGCAGGGAACAGUGAUUCUAUGGCAAGAAAUCAAUUUUUCCUAAUAGAUAAAGAUGGCCUUAUCACAAAAGAGAGAACAAAUAUUGAUCCGGCAGCUGCACCAUUUGCUAAAGACCCAAGAGAGCUUGAGGGACUUAGUGAAGGAGCCAAUCUACUAGAAGUGGUGAAAAAGGUCAGGCCCCAUGUUCUUCUUGGUCUGUCGGGAGUUGGCGGUAUCUUCAAUGAGGAGGUGCUCAAGGCAAUGCGAGAAUCUGAUUCAAGUAAACCUGCAAUAUUUGCUAUGUCAAAUCCCACCAUGAACGCUGAAUGCACUGCUGCUGAUGCGUUCAAGUAUGCUGGAGAAAACAUAGUCUUUGCGAGUGGAAGCCCUUUUGAGAACGUUGCUCUUGGUAAUGGAAAGUUUGGCCAUGUAAAUCAAGCUAAUAACAUGUAUUUGUUUCCCGGGAUUGGGUUGGGAUCUCUUCUAUCAGGUGCUCGUUUUAUCACUGAUGGAAUGUUGCAAGCAGCUGCAGAAUGCCUUGCUUCUUAUAUGACAGAUGAAGAAGUUCAAAGUGGGAUUUUGUACCCAUCGAUUGACAGCAUUCGAGAAAUCACAGCAGAGGUCGGAGCUGCAGUCCUGCGGAGUGCUGUUUCGGAGAAUUUGGCAGAAGGCCAUGGUGAUGUGGGGCCUAGAGAGCUCAGGCUAAUGGCCAAAGAGGAGACGAUUGAAUACAUCCAACGCAAUAUGUGGUUUCCGAUUUAUAGCCCUCUUGUUCACGAAAAAUAAGCAUACUUUUGAGCUCUAUCAUUCCUUUUCUUUUCCUCCUCGAAGACUAAUCAUCAUCUCUGUCUCUCAUAGCUCGGGGUCGGGACCAAAGAAUUGAACAUAGGAAUUAGGUCUCUCUAUUCUGAAGCAUUCUAAGAAAACGUCCAUGCUUGGAUUCCAUUCGGUUAUAUAUAUAUUAUUCUCAAAAUUAUUGUAUUCAAGGUGAUAAACAUCAUCAUGCAAUUGCGACUCGAGAUGUUCAGAGUUCAUAUCUCUAUAGCCAUCGAUUCUCUUUAUACUCC
Benincasa hispida (wax gourd) is the source of this 2476-nucleotide messenger RNA. RefSeq names its product NAD-dependent malic enzyme 2 (gene NAD-ME2). The record is from RefSeq and is a predicted model, not a curated record. Gene Ontology annotation, cellular component: mitochondrion. Gene Ontology annotation, biological process: pyruvate metabolic process; malate metabolic process. Gene Ontology annotation, molecular function: malate dehydrogenase (decarboxylating) (NAD+) activity; NAD binding. Lineage: Eukaryota; Viridiplantae; Streptophyta; Magnoliopsida; Cucurbitales; Cucurbitaceae.